Funneliformis mosseae is the source of this 156-nucleotide messenger RNA. The record is from the annotation of a GenBank genome assembly. NCBI's taxonomy places the organism in Eukaryota, Fungi, Glomeromycota, Glomeromycetes, Glomerales, Glomeraceae.
AUGAUUAUAAAGUUUACCCUUAAAGACACAAAACAAAUCGCAUUAUCUAGACAUAGAGAUUGUCUUUCAGCUGAGCAUAAAAAUAUAGGUGAACUGCUUAUCUGGAGAUAUCAAUCUAAUCAUCAAUGGCAAAAUUCACUAAUCAUAUUAAAAUAG